Molecule: messenger RNA, 978 nt
Organism: Phalacrocorax carbo (great cormorant)
Lineage: Eukaryota; Metazoa; Chordata; Aves; Suliformes; Phalacrocoracidae
Source: RefSeq, a predicted model, not a curated record
AUGGCUGGGCCGCCUGCCCGCCGGGGCAGCCCUUCUCCUCCUCCUCCUCCUCCGGCAGCAGCGGCAGCGCCCGGGCCGGGCCGGACCGAGGGAGCCCCGAGACGCGGCGGCAGCACCGCGCCCGCUCCGGCCUCCCGGGGCUGCGGGGCGAGGGAAGGGGAGGGACGGGGGAGCGGUGUGUGUGUGUCUGUCUCUCACGCACAACAACCAGCCGGAGUAGAGCGGCGAGCGGGACUGAGGCGGGAGGUUCCCCCCUUCCUCCUCCUCCUCCUCGCCGCCGCCGAGUCACACGAACAUCGGGAGAGACGACAGGGGCGGCCGCCGCCCCGCCGCAACUUCGGCUCCGGCGUCCCAGGGCAGGAUCCAGCCACCGCCCCGCGCCCCUGGCACCGCCCCCCGCGCCGCCGGGACCCUCCCGCCGGGGAAGGGCCGCGGGGGGCUUCCCUCCCUCCUUCCCCUCCCCGCUCCUCUCCUCCCCUCGCCCCGCCGCCGGGCCGAGCUCAGCGCCGGCCGCCGCGGCUGCCCGGGAUCGCUCCUUCCCCUUCCUCCUCCCCCCGCGCCGGGAGGAGGGGAUCGGCCAGCGCUCCUGCCUCCCUCCCCUCAACCUCCGGGGGGAGCCGCAGCCGGGUCUCGCCCCGGGGCUGGGGCCGGCUCCUCGCCCUCCCGCCGAGCGUGGGAGGGGUUUGCCCUGCUAUUCACCGCGUCGUGCGUGUGUGUGUGCGUGUCCCGCCGCCCCCAGCCCACUUUUCUCCACAGCACCAACCGCCACCGGCCGGCGGCACCUCCCGCCCCGCCCGCCCUCCGCACCGCCCCGAGCGGGGGAGCCACGGCGCGGCCGCUCCCCGCCGCCACCCCCCUCACGAAACUCCGCCGGAGCCCUGUUCAAACAACAGGGAGAGGGAAGGGGACGGCGCUUCCCAGAGGGAUCCUGGGAGCUGUAGUCGGCGGGCGGCGGGGACUGCGGCGGCGCGGCCGUGA